Macrobrachium nipponense is the source of this 570-nucleotide messenger RNA. RefSeq lists its product as uncharacterized. Bases 1 to 570 code for a protein of 189 amino acids. The transcript has 3 exons. The record is from RefSeq and is a predicted model, not a curated record. NCBI's taxonomy places the organism in Eukaryota, Metazoa, Arthropoda, Malacostraca, Decapoda, Palaemonidae.
AUGAGGGACGAGCUGAGAAGUGAAAGAACUUUCGGUGUUGACAGCAAAUUACAAAGUCAAGAAGAAAGACAAGUAGAAAGUCGAGAAGAAAGUCAAGAGGAAAGACAAGUGGAUCAAGAAGAAAGUCAAAAAGGCAGAAGGAAGUCGAGAAGAAAGUCAAGUAAAAAGGCGGGAAGGAAGUUAAGUAGAAAGUUAAGAAGAAAGUCACGUGGAUCAAUAAGAAAGUCAAAUAGAAGGUUAAGAAGGAAAACAAGUGUAUCUAGAAGAAAAUCGAGUAGAAAGUCGAGGAGAAAGUCAAGUAGAAAGUCGAGAAGAAAGUCAAGUGGAUCAAGAAGAAAGACAAGUGUAUCAAGAAGAAAGUCGAGUGAAAGUCGAGAAGAAUUUCAAGAAGAAAGUCAAGUAGAAAGUCGAGAAGAAAGUAAAGAAGAUAGUCAAGUAGAAAGUAGAGAAGAAAGACAUGUGGAUCAAGAAGAAAGUCGAAAAGAAAGUCAAGAAAAAAGUCAAGUGGAUCAAGAAGAAAGUCGAAAAGAAAGUCAAGAAAAAAGUCAAGUGGAUCAAGAAGAAAGUUAA